GCCGCUCUGAAAACAAAAGAAACAACAACUGCUGCUUUAUUUGGUUAUUUACACCCUCAAAAAAACAAAAACAUAAAACGCGUGUCAUAACUAGUUUCAGCGGCCGAGGCACGUGCACACGCACGCGCUCUUUCUUUGAUGUCAAGUUUACUUCCAAGUGUGAAAGUUUAGUGAGAGCGCGCGUGGAUGCGCGUGAGGAUGGUGGAGAGCCGCAGCUGCGUUCAGAGGGAGGAGGUGUACCGCUGGUUCUCCGCGCUCACCUCCGCGCACAGAGCGGAGUUCCUGUGCGGCCUCCUGGACCUCUGCGUCCCGAUCGAGCUGCGCUUCAUCGGCGCGUGCCUGGAGGACCUGGCCCGCAAGGACUACCACUGCCUGCGGGAUGCAGAGAUCAAAGCCAACAACCCCGCGGACCUGGCGGCUCUCACCAACAUGACGGACGAGGUGGUCCGCAGCAAGCUGUUGGUCUCCCUGGCGCUGCUGGGCUCGGACAACCGGGAGGCCGCCGGGGUCCUGUUCCGGACCCUGACCCACAUUGAUUCGGUGAUCAACAACUACGGGCUGCCGCUGAGCGACGGGGGGUCGGAGGAGCAGUUCCUGCUGCUCUUCACCAUGGCCUCCAACCACCCUGCCUUCAGCUUCCACCAGAAGCAGGUGCUGAGGCAGCAGCUGGGCCAGAUCCAGGGCCAGAUCCAGGACCUCCUGCAGGCAAGUAAAAGUGGAGGAGAGGCUUUAGCAGCAGGACCUGCUGGUGCUCGAGCUGCCGUCUGUCAUCCACAGCUGCAUCCCAUCCACACCCGCCAGGCCACGUCCCCGCCGCAGGCCGCAGAUUCCCCCGGAGUCACCUGCCAACCGUGCCAUGCUCACUGCUCCUGCUGGAACAAGAACCAAACCAGAGAGGCCAGGAACACUUCAGGGGCUAUCCUGGAGCAGGGAGACCAAGCUGUCAACCAUGACAUUUCUUCUCACCCAGACUUCCACCCUCCAACACUCUCACCAGCUGCAGGACAUCCACACCCACCUUUAUCUGGCGGGCAGAAUCCUGCAGCAACCAAGAGCCAUCAGGGGAAAGCUGGAAAGGCUGUGAUUGAGAGGGUGGCACUGCGAAGAGUGAGCGGUAAAGCAGAGGACGCCGCGGACUGCGUGUUCGAGGUGAGCUGGUCGGAUGGAUUUGUAUCGUCUGUUUCCAGAACCCAGCAGGAGGUGACAGAGCUCAUAUCCCAGCUGUCACAGGUGUUUCCUGAUGAAGAACUGGAGGCGGACCCCAGGUGUCUUGCAGCUCUGUCCGGCCCUGUUCUUCAGAACCGAUGCGUCCAGCUGUUUUUUGCGACCGGCAGGCGUCUGUCACCUCGCCAGCCCUCUUCGCCCUCUUCCUCCUCCACAGCCUCGACCAGUACGCUUACCUGCAGCUCAGAUCUCAGCUGUCUGCUGCAGUACAGAGGAGCAAACAGGGCAGUGUACAGAGUGGCAAGCGUCCAGCCCGUCAUCAGCACAAACAACUCUGUCUCCAUCCGCUCCACCCCUCAUAUUUCCUCCUUCCCACCUCCGCUUCCUCCCUCCAUUCAUGCCCCUAUGCAUCCUCUCCCGACCUCCUCCCUCCCUCCUCACAUCCAAGCCCCGCCCACCAGGAGUUUGGCUCCCAGUGAUGCUUCGUCCCAGCUGAACCACACAUACGCUCAGCUGCAGCACCAACUUUAUCCACACGGCGGCCCUCAGCCCGCCCUGCACCCACCUCAUUCCCAGCCGCGCUCCCAGCCCCACACGCAGCCGGCGGCGUCGACCCAGUCCAGCAAGCCGGAGCAGAACGGCAUCCUGGACUGGCUCCGCAGACUCCGCCUGCAUAAAUAUUACCCCGUCUUCAAACAGCUGACCAUGGAGGAGUUUUUAGCUCUGACAGAGGAGGACCUCAACAAGUACGACCUCACUCAGGGAGCGAAGAAGAAACUCAAGACGCAGCUGGAGCUGCAGAAGUUAGCAGACAGAGAGAUGAAGAUGGAGAAGCGGCCAUGCAGCGGCAUUGCCAGGGUGACCCCUACAAACCAUGUGGGACCUUCGGCUCACGGCGUCCCCCCUGCAGGAGAGUUGCGGGUGGAGGUGGACGGCGUGCCGAACCACCAGCCGGUGUCCACGGACAGCAACUCCUCGUCAGGAUACUCCAGCUCCUCCUGCUCGCCUCGGACGCCUCUCUGCUGUGACUCCGCCUUCGAACGUGUCAGAGACAUGCACAGGCGAGCGUCAGUGCCAGAAUCGGGCACCCCAGAGAAGGGCGGGUCCUGCGUGUUUAUUGUGACCUCCAGCUCCCCCACCCCGUCCACUCGCCCCACUGCCCAGGUCCUCCCUGUCCAGACAGAUCCCACUCCUCCUCUUCCCCCAUCCUGCUCCUCCCACCUCCCGUUUAGCGUUCGUCAGGUUCCGUUCCACCCGCAGUCCAGCUACCCUCAGUCGCUGCUUUCUCCAGUUUCCAUGCGCAUACUUUCGUCCCCACGAAAGCCCCGCCCCCUGUGCACAGAUGUGGGCAGUGCCAGCUUCCUGUCAAGGGGAGGGGGGGAGGGGAGGCUAGAGAACCUGUUCUCUGGGCUAAGCAUGGACGGCUCUUCGGCUCUUAUGGACUCCUGCCACGAACCCUCCACUGGCGCCGUGGAUCUGAUGGUGGAGACUAGCUCCGCCCCAACCUCCACCUCCAACAGCCUGCACCACAUCUCUCAGCCCCCCCUGCUCCUCCCUUCCUGCCCUUCCACCUCCUCUUCAUUCUCCUCCUCUUUCACCUCCUCAAAAUCUUCCUCUCAGUCCGAAAACCCCGGCCCUCCCAGUGCCUUUGUUUCCACGGUAACAGGAAGCUCAGUUCCAAUUGCUGCAGUUCCCGGAAAUGUUUACUUCCCACCUCAGCCCACCUCUUGCCCCUCCCCGUGCGCAUCCUCCACUUCUCUGGAUCAGAGAUCAAGUCACAGCCUCUCCCUGUGCGUUUGCAGCUCCUGCGGUUGUCACGGAAACUGCGGCACCUACAGCGCGCCGCCAGGAUACGCAGCCGCCAGCUAUCUGCAGCCUCUCUCUUCCGGCUCUUCCCUCUUCACCCUGGCUCCUCUGCUCCACCUCACGCCCCUCGUGUCCUCAUCCAGUGCUGCCAGUUACGCAGCCCCGCCUGUUUCCUACCCCGUGAUGGGGCCUCCAACCACCUACCAACGUAGCCUGGCAUUACAUGACCCACAGCAGGGAUUUGGCUUCUACUCGCCCCACAGCAUCAUGGGUAAUGGAGGCCAUAAACGCACAGUGGGAAACCUGUCAUGCUUCAACUGCGGCUCCAGCGGACACCGAGCGGACGACUGCAAGCAGCCAGUGGCGGAGUCCCUGCAGCGCGCUUCGUUCCGCCUGAAGUUCUCCCCUCACUCCGCCAACAAAGACUCUGCAGAUUAGCCUGCAGGUGGAACCGUCGCCCUCGACAACGGAAUGGCCGAAGCAAUCAAGAGGCACGCUUUUUAGAUCCUCUCACACAGAUGAUCGUAAAUGCCAUUAGUCAGUCACAUGACCUGUUCUGCUGCUCCAACCUCACACACCAUGAAGCCAAACUAUGUUCCCUGAGCUUCACAAACCCAAAGCACCUUCCUGGUGGACUCCUCGUCCGUCUGUGAUGGACUGGAGUAUUUGAUCAACCAGCGCGUUCUGCAUGUUUGUCCUUUUCUGUGGAUUUCUCUGAAGACUCAAAAUGUUUAGGCAACAAGCCGCUCACUUUCAGAAUGAACGUUUCAAUGCAAGUUAAAAAAACUUAACAGAUUCCAGGAUGUAACCUUCGCUUCAACAGGACUCCUGUAACUAGAACACAAAACAAGAACUGAAGACCUUCUGGAAAAAAGGAAAAGCUGUCCCGGUGGUUCUAGUUCUUCAUUUGUCUCUCUACCUCUGAGUUUCCUGGAAAAGAUGCUUUGUCAGCAGAAGCUUCGAAUCCAGCACCUGCAGUUCAUGUCUGUAACUCUGUGAGGAGCGAAGUCCUCAGAGUUCAGGAUCCGUUCUAUUGUCUGAUGCAGUUCUUGGUGUUUUUGCGUGUUUUCCUGUCUGAACUUCUGGGCAGGACCCAGACCGGCGUUCCCCUGGAGGGCACAGCUGACACUAAUUUAAACUCAGUACAGCAGCGCUCCAGGGUCUGAUGUCUCUUUUUUUGUCAUCGUUAUUUUAAACAAAAGCUUUCUGCUCUCCUAAAAGGUUUGUGAUUUGACAGCAGCGUCACUUCAUCUAAAGCUGUGUGGAGUUUGUCUGUACAGACGUUUGAAAGGUUUGUUUAAAUUUCAAGUUUUAUAUUUCAUAAGGUGUGAAAAAAAAUCAAGAUUGUUGUGUCUAAAGUUUGACCCAAAACUAUGCAAAUAAAUGAUUUUGGAUUGUGCUUUUCAAUACA
This is a messenger RNA of Oryzias latipes (Japanese medaka), 4381 nucleotides long. It is a transcript of the gene zcchc14, whose product is annotated as zinc finger, CCHC domain containing 14. The record is from RefSeq and is a predicted model, not a curated record. Gene Ontology annotation, molecular function: zinc ion binding; nucleic acid binding; protein binding. Lineage: Eukaryota; Metazoa; Chordata; Actinopteri; Beloniformes; Adrianichthyidae.